AUGGAAAAAGCCAAUCGCACUUUGGUCACUGAAUUUGUCUUCCUGAGAUUUUCCAACUCCCCAAGUCUCCAACUACUCUACUUUUCCUUCUUCCUCCUUGUAUACCUCUUGUCCCUGGCGGGCAACGUGCUAAUUUUGCUCAUUGUGGCCUUGGAUAGCCGCCUUCACACUCCCAUGUACUUCUUCAUCUGCAAUCUCUCCUUAGUAGAAUUCUGGUACACCACGGUCACUGUGCCCAAGAUGUUGGCCAACUUUCUCACUUCCAAAGGCAUCAUCUCAGUUCCCAGCUGCAUCACCCAGUACUACUUCUUCUUCUCUCUGGCUGCCACUGAGCUUUUCAUUCUCACCACAAUGGCCUUUGACCGUUACGCUGCCAUCUGCCGACCUCUCCACUACCCACUGCUGCUCAGUCCCCAAACGUGUGGAACUCUGGCUGGAGUCUGUUGGUCUGUAGGAUUCCUCUGCCCUAUGUUCCCCUCAUUUCUACUUGCACAAAUAUCCUUCUGUACCCCAAACCAGAUCAACCACUUCUUUUGUGAUGCUGAUCAGAUUUUCCGCCUUUCCUGCACAGACACAUAUACCAUCCAAGUGGUGGGCUAUACAUUUAGUACUGUCAUUAUCCUAGGUGCCCUGGUCUUUACCAUGGCUUCUUAUGCUAAAAUUCUGGUCACAAUUCUAGGCAUGGCUUCUGCUGCUGCCCGGCGCAAGGCCUUUUCCACAUGCACAGCCCACCUUUCUGUGAUCACCAUCUAUUUUGGCACACUCAUAUUUAUGUAUGUCCGCCCAGCUGUGAAGUAUGAGUCAAGUAGCAAUAAGAUUGUGUCCAUCUUCUACUCAGUUAUCACCCCACUUCUCAAUCCACUCAUCUAUACGCUCCGCAACAAGGAUGUUAAAGAAGCAUUGAAAGUGUUGGUAUUUCGGAUUCAAAAGUUCUGCCACCCCAGGAAGGAGAAUCAGUGA
Molecule: messenger RNA, 960 nt
Organism: Condylura cristata (star-nosed mole)
Lineage: Eukaryota; Metazoa; Chordata; Mammalia; Eulipotyphla; Talpidae
Product: olfactory receptor 6N2-like
Exons: 1
Coding region: 1-960 (319 amino acids)
Biological process (GO): G protein-coupled receptor signaling pathway
Cellular component (GO): membrane
Molecular function (GO): G protein-coupled receptor activity; olfactory receptor activity
Source: RefSeq, a predicted model, not a curated record